Lichtheimia ornata is the source of this 303-nucleotide messenger RNA. RefSeq lists its product as uncharacterized. Bases 1 to 303 code for a protein of 100 amino acids. The record is from RefSeq and is a predicted model, not a curated record. Lineage: Eukaryota; Fungi; Mucoromycota; Mucoromycetes; Mucorales; Lichtheimiaceae. The transcript has a single exon.
AUGCGCUUCUUGUCGAUCAUUUGUCUCGUGUGGGCCAUUGUUGCGGUGUCAACAGUUUUUGCCUACCAUCAUCAAUCAUCUGGUGAUGAGAAAAAGAACAACAACAACGACCACGACCACUAUGGCGGAGACUACCGUGGUGGCCAUGAUGAUUAUGGAGAUUACUGCGAGCAUUGUGACGAUCAUCAUCAGCAACAAGAUUACAACAAUAAGCAUCAUAAACAUCCCCACCAUGGACAUCCCGAUGUAUAUAUCCCACCCUAUGAUCCACCACCAGUGAUAGUGGCUACAAAUACCGCUUAA